This is a messenger RNA of Xyrauchen texanus (razorback sucker), 2125 nucleotides long. RefSeq lists its product as uncharacterized. The record is from RefSeq and is a predicted model, not a curated record. Lineage: Eukaryota; Metazoa; Chordata; Actinopteri; Cypriniformes; Catostomidae. The coding region runs from base 147 to 1826 and encodes 559 amino acids. The transcript is spliced from 5 exons.
CUGAAAACAUUAGUGGAUGUGUGGAGAUCCGUUAACAAGUCAGAUAAUCAGAUGUUUUAUGACGUGAAAAGGUUAGUCUGACGCCAGGAAACUUCAAUCACACCCGUUUAAAAACAUAAUUGACUUAAUCCGAGGAUAUUUUUCUGAUGGAUACAAUGUUUGACCUAAAGUGUGAAAGCGACGAGGAAGAGAUGGUGGCAGAGGAGCCCGUGUUAACAGCACAAAUAUCCAGGUGUGCAAACAUUUCAUCUGCAGAUUUGGAGGAACUGGAGAACUUCAGAUGCGAGGCUAAUACAAUAAGGCAAACCGUAUGGGCUAUCAACUGUUUUAAAACCUGGUUAAGUGAGAAAGAGAUCAACAUAGACCUGAAAACCGUCGAAAAAUCCGAGCUCUGUCCAGUUUUGCGGGAAUUUUACGGAUCCAUUCGGACUAGCAAGGGUGAACUGUACGGUGUCAGCAGCUACCUUGCGCUUCGGGGUGCAUUGAACCGCUUCAUCAAUGAACCUCCCCUGAGUCGGGCGUGGAAUCUGAUGCAGGACACUGAAUUCGUGUCCGCCAACAAUGUUUUUAAAGGCGUUGUCAAACAGAUGCGACGCUCAGGUAGGGGCAAAACGACACACUUUCCCCCGAUCUCACCUGAAGACCAGCACAUACUGAAACACUCGCCUGCACUAGACCCCGGCAACCCCAAAGGGCUGUUAAAUAAGGUCUGGUAUGACAUCCAGUUGCAUUUUGGACACCGUGGCAAGGAGGGCAACCGACACCUGCAACCGGACUCGUUUGCUCUGAAUCGAGACUUAAACGGUUUAAGAUAUUUUACAAUGACAUUAAACGAGGAAACAAACAACCCAUAUGAAAAGAGCAGGAAAAAUCGGAAGGGUGCUAAUAUGAUUGAAGAGGCUGGAAACCCGCUGUGUCCAGUCGCCUCAUUGGAGAAAUAUCUUCGCAAAAUCCCUCCUGAUGCAAAAGCAUUUUAUUUGCAGCCCAGAAAGAGGUAUCUUGUCACCGAUGACAUCUGGUAUACAGCUGUUCCUUUGGGAGUAAAUCUUCUGUCCCAAAUGCUGCCCAAAAUAUGUAAAAAGGCUGGGACGCGAUCAAUAUAUACUAACCACAGUAUGCGGGUGACUGCGAUUCAAAGACAAGGAUCAAAGUCUGAUCCGGUGUUGCAAACGACGGGGAUCUUGCUACUGAGUUGGAACAGUGUUCAAGUUGGGGUGAGACCUCAAUGCCAGCAGGAAUCUGCUCCAAGCAAGCCAAGCAUUGAGAUGGACUCCAGCUCUACAAAACAGGAUACCUGUGAGACGCCUGUGAACAGCUACAGCUUGAUAAAACAAGAGGCAGUUACUGAAGCCAUCAAGUGUGAAAAUACAAAUUCAGAGGCUGCCAGUGAUGCUGAGCAGGACAACACUCAGAGCAGUGCCAUUUCCUCAAAUAUUCCUAAUGAAGGUGAACCCUCUAGUAUGAUGCAGACCAUCACCAGACUUCAGUGUCUGCUGGAGAGCAAAAAAGAGAGAAUUGAAGCUCUGGAGAAACAGGUUCAGGAUCUACAGGAGGAUCGCAAGUUCCUCCGCACACAGAUCGAGAACCUCACCAGCGCUCGUGUGGUUCACGUCCCAGAAGCGAGCACAUCAAUGUUGUCAGAGUCCAGGCCGCACAAGAGACAGAGGAAGAGUUCCUCCAGCACAUAUGACACUGAAGAAAGUGUCUCUGAUGAAUCUGUGAGCACUGCUUCAUCAGAGUCCAACAGCAACAAGAAAAAAAGACGACACAAGAACAAGAAACAGAAGAAAGGGAGGAGAGGACGUGUCUCCCGCUGCGACUGGUGAUAGAGCGAGACUCACUCUUACACAAAACAGACCAGGACUAUUCUGGACACAGGAAGCAGUAAAUGGACAUCUUUAUAUACAGUAUAUCCUCCUUCAAACCUUUCAGACUUCAGAGAAGAGUUGACAAAAAGGGGUGGAAGAGUUAAUCAAAUGUUGUUUGGACUUGUUUUCUUUAUAGAGAUUGAUGUUAUGACUGGUUUAAAACACUACUAAAUGCUACUGAUCUACUGAACACAGUUAUGGUAGUAUUUGUGUGCUGGGGGAUUAUACAACACAUUAACUGCAAACUGUUUGGGAUA